CAUGGCGGAAUGUGGUCGAGUUGACAGCAGCACAAACACUCACACCAUGGAUAAAAGCAUUAUCCUGCCACCGGACGAGAUCUUCCGCAACCUAGAAAAUGCCAAGCGCUUCGCCAUAGACAUAGGUGGAUCUCUGACCAAGCUUGCAUAUUACUCAACUGUACAACACAAAGUGGCAAAAGUGCGAUCUUUCGACCACACUACAAAGGAAGCUGCCAGUGACAAGCUGUAUGAGAUCUCAGUCCAGGAGGAAGUCACUGCACGCCUGCACUUCAUCAAGUUUGAAAAUGCUUACAUUGAAACGUGCUUGGACUUCAUCAAAGACCAUCUGGUCAACACGGACACCAAAGUAAUCAAAGCCACAGGUGGAGGAGCGCACAAGUUCAAGGAGCUGAUAGAGAAGAAACUGGGACUCAGAGUGGACAAAGAGGAUGAGAUGACCUGCCUCAUCAAAGGCUGUAACUUUGUGCUGAAGAACAUACCCCAUGAGGCUUUUGUGUAUGCCAAGCACGCCGACUCCGAGUUCCGCUUUCAGACGUCUAAUCCCGACAUCUUCCCGUACCUGCUCGUAAAUAUUGGCUCCGGGGUGUCUAUCGUUAAGGUUGAAUCAGAGGACAAAUUUGAGCGAAUAGGAGGCAGUUCAAUCGGAGGAGGAACCUUCUGGGGCCUCGGAGCGCUGCUCACCCAAACAAAGAGGUUCGAUGAGUUGCUGCAGCUGGCCUCCAAAGGGCAGCACACGAGCGUGGACAUGCUCGUCAAAGACAUCUACGGAGGAUCUUACGGGUGUUUGGGCUUGACCGGGGAUCUUAUUGCGAGUAGUUUUGGGAAAUCUGCAACGGCUGACAAAGAGUUCUCCAAAGAAGACAUGGCCAAGAGCUUGCUUCACAUGAUCAGCAACGACAUCGGGCAGCUGGCCUGUCUGUACGCCAAGCUGCACAACCUGUCCAGGGUUUACUUCGGGGGCUUCUUCAUCAGAGGACACCCCGUCACCAUGCACACAAUCACCUACAGCAUCAACUUCUUCACCAAGGGGGAAGUUCAGGCCUUGUUUUUGAGACACGAAGGCUAUCUCGGAGCCAUUGGAGCAUUUCUUAAAGGAGCAGAGGAAGACAAUCCAAACCAGUACAGCUGGGGGGAGAAUUAUGCCGGAAGCUCAGGUCUGAUGAGUGUCUCUCCAGAUAUGAACCCCAUGCAACGAGCUCGCAGUGGAACAUUUGACAUGUUGGAGAUGGACCGCCUGGAGAGGCAGCUGGUGAAUCUACCUCUGCUGCAAGACGCUUCCUCUUACAUCCCUGACACCAUGGACCUCACGGAGGACGCUCCAGCCCGCGAAUACUGGCUGUACUGCUUUGAAGAAGCCUUAGAUGGGGUGGUUAAAAGAGCCGUAGCGAGCCAGCCGGACACGCUGGAGGCGGCCGAGCGGGCCGAGAAGUUCCGGCAGAAAUACAGACACAAGCUGCAGACGCUCCGCCACCAGCCGUUUGCUUAUGGAUCCCUCACUGUCAGAAGUCUGUUAGACACCAGGGAACACUGUUUAAACGAGUUCAACUUUCCUGAUCCCUACUCUAAGAUCAAGCAGAGGGAGAAUGACGUAGCUCUCAAAUACUACCAGAAGGCGGUGAGGUCCUUGGAGCAGCUGGACUGGCUUGACAGGCAGUUUGCGCUGGUCAGGGGCGUCCUGGCCGGGAACGUGUUCGACUGGGGCGCCAAGGCCGUGUCGGAUGUCCUGGAAUCUGACCCUGAGUUUGGCUUUGAGGAGGCAAAACGACAGCUGGAAGAGCGGCCGUGGCUCGUUGAUUCCUACGACCAGUGGUUCGAGAGACUAAAGGGUCCUCCUCAUAAGUGUGCCUUGUUUUUCGUAGAUAACAGUGGCGUGGACAUCAUUCUAGGAGUGAUGCCUUUUGUUAGAGAGCUUCUCUCUCGGGGAACAGAGGUCGUGUUGGCCAGCAACUCUGGUCCCGCUUUAAAUGACGUCACGAAUGGUGAGCUGCAGAUUCUGACGGAAAGAAUCGCUGCUAUGGAUCCUGUGAUUAAGUCUGGCUUGAUGGAGGACAGGUUGACGUUGGUGCAGAGUGGUUCCAGUUCACCCUGUUUGGAUCUGAGCCGCCUGGACAAAGUUCUAGCAACGGUGGUGCGGGAGCGGCAGACCGACCUCGUGAUCAUCGAAGGAAUGGGCCGAGCCAUCCACACCAACUACUACGCCAUGCUCAGCUGCGAGAGCCUCAAGAUGGCCGUCAUCAAAAACUCCUGGCUGGCCGACCGGCUGGGGGGGAAGCUCUUCAGCGUGGUGUUCAAGUACGAGGUGCCGGCCGGGAAGCCCAGCCAGGACUCCUCAUGAGCGCAGCGAAGCUCGCCCUCGGCCGGGACCCAACACCGACGUCGAGCGACCCGAACAGUUUGGCUUGAACUCCAAAUGUAAAUUCUGAGAUUGUAAAUUGCAGCAAGAUGAACAAUUCGUAGUAACGCAGAACGCGAAAGUGACACAGGUUUUUAAGACUGAUCACUAAUAGGAUUUAACUUUUUAUUUUCUGCUUAAAUCUUGAUUUUUCCAUCGAGUUCAUGAACCUGCACCAGCACCGAGUUUACUGCCAUAUUCAGUAAACGCUGACAGGAGUUGAUUUUUUUUUUCUUUAAAUAAAUGUACAUCAGUUAUUGACAUGUCACCGACACACACCUCAGGGAAAGUUUUCUGGCUGGUGUGUGUUUGUAUGUUGAAGAGAGACGGAGCAUUAGCAGAUAUAGACUUUACACACUUUUCACUGAAUUAUCUUUAAUGUGCCUUAGGCCUGAUUGUUAAAUAAGCGCCAUUCGCUUACUGUUGAAGGCUCCAGCACCACACAAGCAUCAUCUUCUGUUUACCUGCUGCAGACAAGGAAAAGUUUCUUUAAUUUUCCCACUGCCAGCAAAUUCCUUGGGAUUACUACAUGAAUUACUGUUGUCGUCACUGAUGUAGCUGUCAAAGUCCAAUCAGGGAAGAUGUUUCAUUUAGAAAGCAAAGCAAAGCAAAGCAGCACUUUAUCGGAGCAGCAGAGAGGUGAGGACGCUUCCUUCCACAGGGUGGCAGUGUUCUGCUGUCAUGUCGAUUUUCUUUUUUUUUUCUUUUCAUAUCUUCAAUCUGUCCUAAGGUGCUUGGUGUCAAAAUUAACACUGCAUAUUUCAGGUCAAAUGCUCUGUAAGCAUUACGAUAGUGAUACGACUUGACACAUACACUCUAGUUAACCGACGUGUGUGUGUGCGUGCGUGUGUGCGCGUGUGUGUGUGUGUGUGCAUGUGCAUGUGUGUGUAUACACACAUUUUAAUUUGUCGAAAAAGAAAAAUAAGAAUUGUCUGAAGGCAAUAAUUCCACAGCACCUAGUUUCACCAAACAUCAAACACUGUGUGAUAGAGAAGUGGCUGAUUCUAUAACUUCAUAGCAAAUAUCUGACUUCAAGGCUACGUUUUAUUAGAAAAAAAAAAAAAAGCCUUGAUGUGGAACCGUCUAAGAGAUCCUUGACACAUGGACUCGCAUUGAAAUAUUGCAAUCUCCAUUUGUACAUUUGUGAUAUACAGUUGUACACAUAAUUAUGUGUGUGUGUGUGUAUAUAUAUACACAAUAUAUAUAUAUAUAUAUGUAUAUGUAUACUAUAUAUACAUAUACAUAUAUAUAAUUGAGUUACAUCUCUGCAGUUACACACAGGAAGCACAAUGUUUGUGUAUUCUUCUCAUGACAAUCAGUUUUAAUUAAAUGGUGAAAACCUUUAUUUUAUCAUUGUGUGUGUGUGCGUGCGUGCGUGUGUGUGUGUUCAUGUUCAUGUCGGUGUGUCUGGAGAGUUUUCAUCUGUGCAGGAGAGCUGCCCCAUAUUAAAAAGCGAACCUGCUUCCGGCAGUAUGAAAGCUCAGCUCCUUGUACUGUAUGUGCUGCUUGACACCUGCUGGGGAGCUGCGAGCCCAUAAUGUACGAGGGGGGGCCUGGCAGGGGGCCCCCCCUGCUUUUCCCUCGCAACGCUCCGACUGCCAAAACCCACCACACACGGCUCCGGCAACGCUCUGCCCUGGUUUUAUUUUCUGUGUUUGUUCAUUUACGUUUUAUGAAAUUCUGACGACCUGUCUCCAGGAGACGGCUGGGAUAGGCUGCGGCAGAUCCCCGUGACCCUGAAACAAGAGCCAGUAGGGAUGGAUAAUGGAUGGAUGGAAGUUCUGACAUGCCAAUGUGACUGUGUCCAUGAAAAAUACAGGUUUUUUUUAAAAAAGUCACUCAUUAAAUCUCUCUUUUGAGCCUGCAAUAAA
Molecule: messenger RNA, 4266 nt
Organism: Cololabis saira (Pacific saury)
Lineage: Eukaryota; Metazoa; Chordata; Actinopteri; Beloniformes; Belonidae
Gene: pank4
Product: pantothenate kinase 4 (inactive)
Exons: 19
Coding region: 2-2338 (778 amino acids)
Biological process (GO): coenzyme A biosynthetic process
Cellular component (GO): nucleus; cytosol
Molecular function (GO): ATP binding; pantothenate kinase activity
Source: RefSeq, a predicted model, not a curated record